Messenger RNA from Laetiporus sulphureus 93-53, 966 nucleotides. RefSeq names its product Nop52-domain-containing protein. Gene Ontology annotation, cellular component: nucleus; preribosome, large subunit precursor; preribosome, small subunit precursor. NCBI's taxonomy places the organism in Eukaryota, Fungi, Basidiomycota, Agaricomycetes, Polyporales, Laetiporaceae. The record is from RefSeq and is a predicted model, not a curated record. Gene Ontology annotation, biological process: rRNA processing. Bases 1 to 966 code for a protein of 321 amino acids. The transcript is spliced from 5 exons.
AUGACUGAAUCAUCUUCUUCUUCCAAUGCUCCACCAUUAGGGAGGUAUCUCGCGUCUACAGACAAGAAAACAAGAGACAAGGCCAUCAAGAACUUGAGCCUCUUCCUUUCUGAUUCGUCGCGGGACACACUAUCAAAAUCAGAAAUGGCCAGACUAUGGAAAGGGAUCUUCUACUGUUUCUGGAUGUCUGACAAGCCUUUAGUGCAGCAAGCGCUAGCGAGCGAGUUGGCUGGCAUUCUGCUCUCGGUUUCGACCCCGUCCGUUGCCCUGGCCUUCCUUCGCGGAUUCUGGGAAGCUACUGUCCGCGAAUGGACAUCGAUAGAUCGUCUACGUAUCGACAAGUAUUACAUGCUCAUCCGAAGAUUUGUCAACGCAUCGUUCAGGUUACUGAUGCGGACCGGAUGGGACGGUGCGGCUUGCGACGAGUACAAUUCCAUCUUGACCGUCCGCGGCGGGCCACUAUGCUCGGAUGAUAUCCGCGUGCCUUCAAGCCUAUCAUACCACCUCGCAGACAUCUACCUCGAGGAGCUCGACAAGGCAUACGAUAAUCCACCAGAAUCAUCUUCCCUACCUGCACCGCUGUCUACGCUUCUCUCGCCCUUCUUCACCCUCUCUGCCCGUGCAUCAACAAAUGUCACAUACCACCGCAUAGAAUCCUCCCUCCUCGAUCCGCUAUUCGCUGCACUAAAACCACUGCAAGCGGACGACGAGCCUCCCAGUCGCAAGCGGCCGCGUCUGACCAUGCCAACAUAUUCAAACCUUGUUGCUAACGCAUGCUUAUCCGAUCCCGCGUCAGAAGGUGCUAUAGACCGAGCAAACCUUCGGAAGGCGUUGUUGCGGCGUAUGUUCGAUGUCGCGAGCGAGCAGGAUACGCGAGACGCGAAUAGGCGUAAGAUGUACGCGCUCUGGAAAAGUAACAUGGAGGAAGAUGAUAGCACCAGCGGUACAGAAGUCGACGGUAGCUAG